AUGUCGGCCCUCGCAGACAAGUUCCGCAACAUCCCCAGCACUUCCUCCUUGCCCGCAUACUCGAACGCGACGGAGGUCGAACUGGCUGAAAUCUCACCCUCGACAUCGAGUUCCAGCCUCCCGCCCGCCUACGAUGACGCCACCGCCACGGCUUCGGCCUCGGCAGACAGAGACGAAACGGCCAGCAGCUUGACACAACCACCACGAGAAUCCUUCACUCCCACGGUCCACUUCCAAAUCGAGACCUUGGGAAAGCAAUGGCUCUCGUUGCCCGUCGGCACCCGCCCGGACCCGAUUCCGGUCUACCGUGUUGAGGCGGGAUCCUGGGCCCCGGCAUCGACCCCGGCGUACGUCUCCCUCCGAUUCGCCCGCAGCGACAACAGCUGCCACCUCGUGAGAGGCGACGACGAAUCGCAGGUGCCGGUAUGCACGACGCUCUACCGCUUCGGGCCGGGCAAACCGCCCGUCUUCCGCCUGCCGCAGUCGCUCGUCUCUCCGCACGCCUCUCCCGAGUCCCCAGCGUCCUCUUCAAGCGAGCUCCAGCACGGGGACGAUGGAUCUAGGGAAGACGGGGGACUGGACCUCCAGAUAGUGUCAAAGUCCCUCACGACACGCACCCAGGUCCUCAAGACGCCCCUGGGGACAUUCCGAUGGCGCUACGCCUCGCGCCGGGAGCGCGCCGCGGUCACGGGGGCCGACAACCUCCUCAUCUGCGAGCUCGUGCAGAAUGUCGCGCUGGCGGGCGGGAAGAAGACCGAGGAGAAGACGACGAGGAUCGCGCAGUUUGUGCGCGGCGCGGAGACAAGGACGAAGGGGUCCGGACGCAGCACGGCGGGGAACGGGGGCAGGUUGAUGGUUGACUUGGCGAGGUGGGCGGACCUGAAAGACGGUGCGAGAGACGCGGUCGAGGUGCUUGUUGUUGCGAGUUGUGUGUGCAUGUUGAAGAAGGAGGUCGAUCGGAGGAGGGUGCAGCAGAUGAUGAUCAUCGCCGGAGGAGCUUCUGGGGGUGGUUGA
Colletotrichum spaethianum is the source of this 1014-nucleotide messenger RNA. RefSeq lists its product as uncharacterized. The record is from RefSeq and is a predicted model, not a curated record. The transcript has a single exon. Bases 1 to 1014 code for a protein of 337 amino acids. NCBI's taxonomy places the organism in Eukaryota, Fungi, Ascomycota, Sordariomycetes, Glomerellales, Glomerellaceae.